Dalotia coriaria is the source of this 1257-nucleotide messenger RNA. RefSeq names its product pyrimidine-specific ribonucleoside hydrolase RihA-like. NCBI's taxonomy places the organism in Eukaryota, Metazoa, Arthropoda, Insecta, Coleoptera, Staphylinidae. The record is from RefSeq and is a predicted model, not a curated record. The transcript has 4 exons. Gene Ontology annotation, molecular function: hydrolase activity, hydrolyzing N-glycosyl compounds. Bases 227 to 1177 code for a protein of 316 amino acids.
AGGCUUUAUUGACUUUAAUUAUUUUCUCUAAUUAUCUAUAUUAUAGUGAUUAUAGCUAUCAAAACGUGAUUGGUUGAACAAAUUAGCAUUGUAUUCAAGUAACGUUCAACCUUCAGUGAUUUCUUAUCACUACAUCUCAUCAAUUCAGAUAUAUAAACAACUAAAAGUAAUUUUUAUGCUCAGUGGUUUAAUCUAAAUUUAUAACUACCCAACAGUGGCAUACACGAUGUCUACGUCUAAUGUGAAACGCAUUAUUUUCGACUGCGAUCUUGGAACGGAUGAUGCCGUCGCCCUGUAUCUGCUUCUCUUGGCCGAGAGGGAAGGAAAAGUGAAGAUAGAAAUGAUUGUCUGCUCCAGAGGUAAUGCCAGUUUGUAUCAUGUGAGCAGAAAUGUUGUGCGCAUGUUGGAAUAUGCGAAUAGAACUGAUAUUCCAAUCUACAAAGGAUCUCAUGAGGUCCUGCUUCCGAGAACGGAAGAAGAUGAAUUCUAUCAUGGCGUCGAUGGUUUCGGCGAUUUAGUAUAUGACACAGAGCCGGAUACUUCAAUAAUUCGGCCGGAACCAGCGUUUGUAGCAAUGAGAGACUUGAUAAUAAAUAAUCCGAAUGAAAUCACUCUGAUGGUGGUUGGACCAAUGACGAAUUGUGCCAUUUUGUUGCGUAUGUAUGAAGAUGUCGCUGAUAAGAUAAAAGAUAUUCAUAUCAUGGGAGGCAAUCACAACGGUGUUGGAAAUGUUUCACCAGCAGCCGAAUUUAAUUUCCACAUGGAUCCGGAAGCGGCGCACAUUACAUUCGGCAGUGCCAAAUGUCCGAUGCAUUUAUUAACAUGGGAAUGUUGCUUUAACACUAAAACUCCAAUGGCUUGGCGAAUGAAAACACUGGGAACUUCCGCCGGUGGAAAAACAUGGCAGCUUAUUCAUCGCGGAGAAGCUGCCAUUUAUAAAAACCCCAGGGAGAAUUGGUUUCCGUGUGACGCUUACUUAGUUGCUGCACUUUUAUAUCCAGAAAUAAUUCUCGAUCAGACUAUGGCACACGUUGAUGUAGAACUUGCCGGGAAAUUGACACGAGGCCAGGUUGCCAUUGAUCAUCUGCAUAAAAAGAAACCCAAUGUCAAUAUUAUCAAAGAAAUUGAUUAUAAAUUGUUUGAGAAACUGAUCACUGAUGCCCAUACACAAUUGUAAGUUGAAGUAAAAGUUGAAGUAUUGGCAAUACUAUUAAAUUUGUAAGAAUAUAAUAAAAUAUCUUUUUGCGCAAAAAAAAA